This is a messenger RNA of Brettanomyces bruxellensis, 465 nucleotides long. RefSeq lists its product as uncharacterized. The transcript has a single exon. Lineage: Eukaryota; Fungi; Ascomycota; Pichiomycetes; Pichiales; Pichiaceae. The record is from RefSeq and is a predicted model, not a curated record. Bases 1 to 465 code for a protein of 154 amino acids.
AUGAUACCGGUAUUUUUACGAGGAGUCCGGCCACUUUUGAUGAGAGCACCUAGUGUGCUUUUGAGAACUCACAUACUGUAUACAGCUUAUCAACCAGUAAGAUUAUAUUCUUUCACAGCAAAGCCAACAGGAAAGACAAAUGACCCGUUAAGGGGGAUUAGUGCAAUGAAGAAGUCAGGGGAUGCUAAAAUUGACUUGCUGGGGAGAAUAACGGUGGAGAAAAGUGAAAAGUUGAAGAAAGGGAGCAAAGUGAAUGAAGAAAAGAAUGAAGAAAAGAACGAAGAAAAGAAGUAUGAAGACAAGAAAGAUAAAGACACGAACAGUGUGCAAAAUAAGGAAGAAGAAGAGAAAGCUGCGCAAAGGAAGAAUGAACCAAAGGAGGAAAAGAAAGUUAAAAAGAAAAGAAAACUAUUCAAGUUGAAACUGUCGGAUUUCAAACUCAAAGAGCAACCUGUGGGAAUAUAG